Xenopus laevis (African clawed frog) is the source of this 4571-nucleotide messenger RNA. RefSeq names its product smoothelin-like 2 L homeolog (gene smtnl2.L). The record is from RefSeq and is a predicted model, not a curated record. The transcript is spliced from 9 exons. NCBI's taxonomy places the organism in Eukaryota, Metazoa, Chordata, Amphibia, Anura, Pipidae. Bases 600 to 1934 code for a protein of 444 amino acids.
ACAGCCUAGUUACACAGGAGAGAAGACAAGAUUGGAGUUGAACUCCCCCUCCCUCCCCCGCAGUUAGCAUCUCCCUCCAGCUGCUCUGAAUCAGCAUCAGACUGGGCAGGAGGGGAGAAGUCAGUCCCUCUGCGCUAAGGGAAAAGGCAGUAGUAGGAGCCCUAUGACACCUAAAAGAGCAGGAGGGUAGAAGUCAGUCUUGUAUAGAAGGGAAAGCAGCAGCAGCAGCAGCACCAUCCCAUUCACACCUAGAGGAGUAGCAGCACCACCCACUGACACCUACACAAGCAGUAGCGCCGGCACAUUGACACCUGCAGGAGGAGGAGGCGCAGCACUAACUCGCAGGCGCAAGGAAACGACGGUACCGCUAUUAAGCAAGGGAUCCUCGCGCUAAGAACGAGUGCAGCUUUGCUCAGUAGCGUUUGGCCCCAGGACAGAGGGAGCCUUGGUCUGAGCGAUCAUCAGAAAGACAACGAAGUGACAGCGCAACAGCCGAGAUCGCGAAUUAGGAGUUUGCGCGCACGAUGCUCUGUUGCUCCGGUAUUUAUCGCAUCUGCUCAGUUUAAACGAUCGCAUCGUGCCACUAAGUAGACUUUCUCAUGGAGCCCGGACUAGAGGUGUCUGCCUGGCCCAGCGCUGGGUGCAAGAGCGAGGACAAUGCGGUGCUACACGGCGCCAUGCUGGAACUGCGCUCCGAGAUGAACAACUUCAGGCGCGGGGUAGAGCGGCAGCUGGAGGACGUGCUAAGACUGGCCGGGCCGCUUUCUAGGUCCGUCGCUGAUCUGCAGUGCGAGAACCGGCGGCUCCGGGAACAAGUAGACAGGUUGAGCCGACAGGUGGAGCUGCUGAGUCGGGCAGCGGGGCUGAGUGAGGAAGGACCGGUCCGCUUCUCUAGCCACGCCCUGCUCUCAUUGUCCGGCAAAGCGCAGAGUGUUGUGCCAGAGGUGGAGAAUGACGUGGAAACUACAUGCACUACGGCCUCCUCGGUUGUGGAAAAUGGACAUAAAUCACUUUCUGAUAAAGACAAAGUCUCACAUGAUAGUAGCAUUACAGCAACUGUCUCCAACACACGCACACCCUCGCCAACCCCCCAUGUGAGAAUGCCACACAUGCCCGUUACUGCUGUGACAAAAGUUGUUGGAGAAGCGCCUCCCAGUGUAAGCAAUGGCAGCAGCCGCCAGUAUGGACAGGAACCCAAAAGUCCGACAGAGGCAUCGCCAAAGCAAAGCAAUACACAAAGUGCUGUGAGGACAUGGAAUGCCAGCAUUGUCAAGACAAUGGGUGUCUCAUGCAGCUCAGAAAAAACUGUAUCUUCAACAAAGACAACUCAAAGCUACAGCAUAGCAAGUUCUACAGUAAGCAGUGAGAGUUCUGACAGAUAUUUUGAUGUUACUCCCAAAUCCCACUCUCCUCCACCAGCCGUCAGCCGCCAAGCUGAGAAGAAACGGGAGCUGGUAAGAUCCCAGACAUUACCACGUUCUGCCGGCACCCAGGUCCGCAAGGCCUUUUUUGAGAAGUUUGAUCAAGACAGUGCCAAGGGCAAGGGAGAAUCUAAGGUGAAACUAAAGCGCUCUCAGAGUUUUGGUGUUUCCAGCGCAACCAGCAUUAAACAGAUCCUCUUGGAAUGGUGCCGUUCCAAAACCAUUGGCUACAAGAAUAUUGAGCUGCAGAACUUCUCAUCCAGCUGGAAUGAUGGCAUGGCUUUUUGUGCCCUUGUUCACUCAUUCUUCCCAGAAGCCUUUGACUAUGAUGCUUUGGAGCCUGGCAACCCCAAGCAUAACUUUGAGCAAGCUUUCUCCUCAGCAGAGAAACUUGCUAACUGUGAGCGUCUUAUUGAGGUAGAAGACAUGCUGAUGAUGGGAAGGAAGCCCGAUCCAAUGUGUGUGUUCACUUACGUGCAGUCAUUGUACAACCACCUGAGACGCUUUGAGUGAGAUCCAUGUCCCGACACCUUCACAUGUUUUUACAUUAACCAGCACCCUCUGCCCCCCACCCGCUCCUCUGCUCCCGAGACCAGCAUCCAUCCAAUAUGAUGACAGCAAGAGAGACACACACAUGUUCCUAUCUGUCUCUGCUCCACUGACACUCUGGUCUGCAUCAAGCAGCAUGACAACAAAUAAGACAAGAAUAUCCACAAGGUGCUGGGGACAGACUGUUUUUACCAUAUUGUUUACUGUUAGUACUAUGGAAAUGGAAAAUUGACAAAAAUUGGGACUUAACCCCUAAGCAAAUCACCUCUUGAAAAAAAUAUCAUAAUGUAAAUAAUCCAAACUCAAAUACUAAAAAGGCAAUAUUUAUUCGCAACCAUGCCAUGAAAGAAAAAUUAAAAACAUGGUAAAACCAAGCAUUACUGCAUCCUGAAGGAGGGGUCCCUCUCUUGUAUGUGCUUGAUCACAUUACCUGAAAUGCGUAUCAGGGGUGUGAAAAGCAAAUAUUUGGUAUAAACACUGACUAGCGUGCUAAAUGUGUAUUAAAUAGUUAAAGGACACAUCUGUCAAAUGCAUAUUAUUCACAUCUGGAUGGUGCCUUCGAAGAUUGAAUCCAUAUAUAUCAUGUUAGUCCAAUGUUAGAUAACUAGCCCGAAAAUGAGGAAUCAUGCGAUGUUGGGGCCCUGGUGUAGCUGAUCACAUUAAGGCUGUUGGAUAGAUGGGGCUACUUAAGCCCAGCGGAUCCUGUGGUGUCCAAAAGAAUAUAUUGGUAGUGGUGGUAUAAUAAGACCAGAUAUACAGUCUCUGUGGGAGUUCAAGCCACAAAGUCAAUAUGUAAUGACCAAUGUACAAUCCAAAAUUUCUACGUGUGUGAGCAAAUGUCUAGUCCAACGACAUAAUUAAUGAUCGCAAUACGACAAAAGUUAUUUCAACACACCGAUAUGGAUGAUUAUUAGAUUAGAUGAUAUUAUCCAAACUCCAACUAGGGUCGGAGAGAAGAAGUAGUUAUACCGACCGUGCUUCCAGACGCGUCACCACCGAUACGUGUUUGGUGUAUUGGAUCCACAUUGGAUGAAUGCCAGCGCCCCGUGUCUCGCCUUGCGUAGUGAGUCCCCUGAGAGGGUUAAAGCUGUCCUUCAGGAGCAGUGCUAGGGAAAUGGCCUAUAUUGGUCCCUUAUUUUAAGAUGGCUGCUGUGUUUUAGUGACACUCCUGAAAGUCCACUGUCUGUUGAUAUAUCCACUGCACACGGAGAAGCCUAGAAGAUACAUUUUCAGGAAUCACUGCUGUUCGGAGGAGACUGUGGGCUCCAUUCAACAGCCAUUGUUCUGUUUUCUUCUUCAGUUUCCCUGUCUGGUUGCAAUGGCUGAGCAAACAGUGCUUCUUCCGCUGGGUCCAUGACGAAGGAAGAAAAUCCUAUGUUUUUUUUCUUUCUAUAAAUCCAUGGGAAUGCAGUCGUACACUGUACUAAAAGAACGAAACCUUGUGGGCUUCACUUUAUCGAACUACGAUUCCGAGCAGCCUUUGCCUGUCAGGGAAGUGUGGGGUUGUAGAGCUGUGUGCUGCCUAUACUUGCAUUAAUAAGUCUCCGCUCACAUUUAGAAUAAAAAAUUAGUUCACUCCCCAAGACAGAGUCCCUCCUUUUUAACAAUUCUUCACUGAGCAGAAUAUUUAUUUUACCCUGUAGUUUUGUUGAUUAUAGGCCGCAGACCCCCAAGCAUUUAGUGAACUUUUAAAAUUUUUUAAUCAUUUUGUAUUUUGUGCAAAAUCAGCCAUGGAAGUAAAUGAAGUUGGUGGUUCAGGAGAGAUGCCUAAAUACCAUGAAAUAGGGCCAAUUGUAGUGUGAGACACUAUUGUGUAUUUUUUUAGAUAGAGCCGGUUGCUGUGCCUUAUCUUUGGUCUUUAUAUAUGAGCAGGCAUGGAGAAGUAAGGGAACACUGUAUGACCAUACCCCAUGUGUAACCCUUUCAUAUCUACAGGAGCGCAGAAUGCACCAGGCCACAAAGUUACGGUCUAUAAAAUAUUAGCAUAUGCAGGCAAGGAUCUCUCAGCCGGAGGGAUGGUAUGGAGUCAAGUGCCAAGAAGGCAGUCUUCUAUUUGUUUAUCAUGGAACCUGCUGCUAGGCUCUGCUCCCAUAUAUAAAGCGGCAGACAUAUAGAGCGGUUCCAUGGAAACACACAUGGAACAUUGUCUGUUUAAAGCACAACCUCCCAAAUGCAACUGAGCCAUUAUAUGUUGCAUCCCAUCAGCAGUACAUAGCAGAGCUCUCAUGUGAUUGUGAUAUAAGCAGCAGUAAGGCAAAGUCCCGAGGGUCUCUUUGGAAAGGAUUACGCCUAUUAACUAGUAAGAGUGCAUUUGUCUGCUCUGGGGGCUGCUCAAAUUAAAGGGCUCACAGUGAGCAGUGUUUGAUAAUGGUAGUGAUUUUUCAAACCAACUAGAAAUAAUAAAACAUUAUUUUUUUAACCCUUCAAGUCAUUACUUUUGUUGCCCAUCUGGAUUUUUUAUUUAGGGGGGAAAAAAGUCUUUAUUAUCCUAGGCUGAGCCAUUCCCAAUCUAAUAGCAUCAUUAAAGGGCAAUUUCAUCAGCCGCUACUAAGCUGUCUCUCGGCCUGCUGCACUUUCAAAUAAACGCAGAUGUGUCCUAAA